Molecule: messenger RNA, 532 nt
Organism: Herpailurus yagouaroundi (jaguarundi)
Lineage: Eukaryota; Metazoa; Chordata; Mammalia; Carnivora; Felidae
Product: ras-related protein Rab-28-like
Exons: 3
Coding region: 173-439 (88 amino acids)
Biological process (GO): phagosome-lysosome fusion; endosome to lysosome transport
Cellular component (GO): lysosome; late endosome; phagocytic vesicle
Source: RefSeq, a predicted model, not a curated record
GCCCGGCGAGUGAUUCACCCCAGAUACGUCCAGCGGCCGCUGAGACACCGGGGCGGGGGGUCCUGCCCCCACGGUCGCCCUUCCUCCUCUCCCCCACCCCCGGAGACCCCCCACCCUUCCUCCCUCUACCUCGGGGUGGGGGUGGGGGGGCGAGCCCGGUUCCCGGGACACCAUGUCGGACUCUGAGGAGGAGAGCCAGGACCGGCAACUGAAAAUCGUCGUGCUGGGGGACGGCACCUCCGGGAAGACCUCCUUAGCUACGUGUUUUGCUCAAGAAACUUUUGGGAAACAGUACAAACAAACUAUAGGGCUGGAUUUCUUUUUGAGAAGGAUAACACUGCCAGGAAACUUGAAUGUUACUCUUCAAGUUUGGGAUAUAGGAGGACAGACAAUAGGAGGCAAGAUGUUGGAUAAAUAUAUCUAUGGAGCACAGGUAUGACAUUCUGUGAUUAUUCCAGUAUUAAAAUAUCCUCUCCCAAGCACAUAUAGCUGGGUACACGCACGUGCACACACACACGCACACACAGACACA